This is a messenger RNA of Prorocentrum cordatum, 389 nucleotides long. The record is from the annotation of a GenBank genome assembly. NCBI's taxonomy places the organism in Eukaryota, Dinophyceae, Prorocentrales, Prorocentraceae.
GUUUAUGUGAGAAUGACAUGAAAGAUAUUUUCUUGCGCCCGCUGCUGGCCCACAUGGGCAUUCUGGGAGACUACGAGCGUAGGGGCGACGACGGGCGUUGCAAGAUCGACGUCAUUGGCACGGACACAGAUAUCGGGCAGCAUUACCGCCGUGGCAUCGUAGAGUAUUGCGGCACGAACAACUUGGACGCUUUUCUGACGCACGUCAAUCACGCGGUGGAGGAUCUGCAGGGAGCGGACGUAGACAGAGCAUUCGAGGCUGGAGUGUUUUUUUUGGAGUUGGUGCAGGACGCCCGCUUGCACGCGCCCGCCGUCGACGCCGGGGAGUCUGUAUUUGCGCGAGAGCCUUUCGAGGACUUCUUGACGCUUGUGCACCCCUGUUACUUGGAG